GAGAGGCGGAGGUGGGGAGCCGAGAGCUGUAGAGUUGGAGAAGCCGGAGGCAGCCUGGGCAGAGCCGACCCGACGCUGGUGAGGAGGCGUGUAGGACGAGGAAGCCACCGGCGCUGGAGAGUCAGACCCCCGGGACAGUCCCGAUCUCUGGGUACUCAGGGAGCAGCUCUCCAGCCUCUGCUUCGGAACCUAUGGAUUCUCCGUCUAGCGUUUCUUCCUGUUCGUCCUAUUCUCUGUCUUCCUCUUUUUCCACCUCCCCAGUGAACAGUGACUUUGGAUUCCCCUCCGAUAGUGAGGGGAAGGACAAGGGGGCCCAUAGACCCAGGCCAGACACUGUGGGGCAGAGGGGAGGCUCUCGGCCCCGGCCCGGUCCUGUCCGCCGCAGGCAACGUCCCAAGGUUUCCCGAAAACAGCAUACCUCUCACUUGGAACAGCGGGGCUCGGCCUCUCCUCUGGCAGGAUCAGGGGUCAAAAGAUCAAGAGAUGGUGAAUUACAGAAAACUGUAAACAUCCAGGGCUGUGUCACAGAAGGAGACCUGCUUUUUGCGCAGAAGUGUAAAGAGCUCCAAGGUUUCAUCCUCCCUCUCACAAACCUACUGGAUGGGCUGAAGAUGGGUCGAUUUGAGAGAGGACUGAGCAGUUUCCAGCAGAGUGUGGCAAUGGACAGGAUCCAGCGUAUUGUGGGUGUUUUGCAGAAGCCCCAGAUGGGGGAGCGUUACCUAGGAACCUUGCUCCAGGUGGAAGGGAUGUUAAAGACUUGGUUUCCUCAUAUAGCGGCUCAGGAGUCACCCUUGGGUAAAGGCAGGCACGUGCUGACCAGGCAUUUUCCAAGCCACCACGGUUAUCCUGCUCCUUCCUCUCCGGCAUCUCCCAUGGGAAAGAUGGACCAGACACAGCUAGGACAUCUAGUGUUGAAAUCAAAGCAGCCUUGGCGCCUCAUGGAGUGGCCAGCUGUGCACCUCACUUGGACUCACACCACCCCGAUUUGCAACCCCCCUCUCGGCUCCCCAGGUAGCCUUUCCCUUAGUCAGGGACCUUUAGGCACUGGAGCCAGCUUCGGUGUUAUCCUUGUCGUCCAGCAUGGCACACAGCCCUUCACCCACUCCGCCCCAACCACUCCAGUUCUGCCUACUAUAGCAUCUCCUGUCAUCCCCAGUGAUCCCAAGAAACUCUCGGGAGGGGGACCUCAUUGCCACAGUUUGCCAGUGAGUCUGCCAUUGGACCGGAGCUGUACCCCAUCCCAUCCUGGUCCACCCGCUGUGGCCAGAGCGAUGACCGUGGGACCUCUCCAGCAGAUGAGAAGCCAUCCUUCGGUUGCUCCCAAUGUCCAUUCUCUCAACCCCUAACCUAGGACUUGAGACUGUGGUUUCUAAUUUGUGUAAAUAUAGGUCUCAUAUAUAUUUUUUACUUUUAAUGUGUGCAUUUGUGUUGAGGGAAGAGAAAUCCUUUUUGAUUAAAGACAUUUUAUACCUAAA
Suricata suricatta (meerkat) is the source of this 1475-nucleotide messenger RNA. It is a transcript of the gene CIART, whose product is annotated as circadian associated repressor of transcription. The transcript is spliced from 6 exons. Gene Ontology annotation, biological process: circadian regulation of gene expression; negative regulation of DNA-templated transcription. Gene Ontology annotation, molecular function: RNA polymerase II cis-regulatory region sequence-specific DNA binding. The coding region runs from base 192 to 1346 and encodes 384 amino acids. Gene Ontology annotation, cellular component: nucleus. The record is from RefSeq and is a predicted model, not a curated record. NCBI's taxonomy places the organism in Eukaryota, Metazoa, Chordata, Mammalia, Carnivora, Herpestidae.